This is a messenger RNA of Capsicum annuum, 1189 nucleotides long. RefSeq lists its product as uncharacterized. Gene Ontology annotation, molecular function: 4 iron, 4 sulfur cluster binding. The coding region runs from base 1 to 462 and encodes 153 amino acids. NCBI's taxonomy places the organism in Eukaryota, Viridiplantae, Streptophyta, Magnoliopsida, Solanales, Solanaceae. Gene Ontology annotation, cellular component: cytoplasm. The record is from RefSeq and is a predicted model, not a curated record. The transcript has a single exon. Gene Ontology annotation, biological process: porphyrin-containing compound biosynthetic process.
AUGGAUGUGGUUAUGCUGUCUUUGAGAACUGCCAGAGGGUUGGAUUUGAAGUCAUUAGGCAAAGCUUUUGGCAGCUCGACUAUUCUUUCCGUUUGUGAGGUCUAUAAGCCUCAUAUUGAGAGUGGACAUGUUGUCUGCUUGGAUGAGCAGAGGGAAAUUGCGGCAGAAGAAUUUAGCUCUUCGUUAUCGGAAGGAAACAAGAUCAAUGAGGUGUUGGCAUAUAUCAGGCUUAGUGACCCUGACGGUUUCUUAUUAUCUAAUGAGUUAUUAUCCCUCGCGUUCAAUGUGUUAGCUCCAUAUGUUUCAGCCUGGAUGGUUCAGAAGUUAGCAACGCCAGUUAAAGACAGGAGACUGCCAAUACUUGGAUGCCAUCAGUUGAUUGGUGUCUCUAAGAUCUAUCAAGAUAGGGGACGGGUGGAACCUUCAAUAGAGCAAAGGCUGGUGUGUGAGAUUUACUGCUGAAUAUGUAAAAAGUUUGUGUAUGACUCAAUUAAAGUCGUCCGCAGUCAUCCGUUAAGCUUGUCCUGCUCAUUAACACACAUGUUACUCUACUUGCACCAAAAACAAAUGAUUUUAAUGUUUGCUAUCUAUAUCGUUAACAUUACUUUGAAUUAAUCUCCUAUUUCUUCAUUCCAUGUGCGCCAAAUGAAGCGUAGAGGUGACAUUUUCCAGGUAUCUUUCUUUUACUACCAAUCCUAAUAUAACGUCUACCUUGGGCUGUUCUUGUCACCCCUCUGUAACAACAAUUGUAGGUUGGAUAACGAGAAUACAAGAAAAAUGUUAAAAAGGAAUACCGCCAGUGACCACCUCGUCUUUCCAUUUGCUAAUAAUUUCACGAGCUGACCAUUUACCAGUCAUAAGUCAUAACAAUGCAAGGUCAAACACCCCAAAAACUGAACUUUAGAUUACCCAAAGAAACAUACAACACGAAGAUGUCAUCUCCAAGCAAUGUACAAUUCAUAAAGAGGAGAUUGUGAUUGUCUUCUCAAAAAACCGGUCUCUGUAUCUGUGAGAAUUGAUACAACAGAGGAAGAAUUUAGCUGCUGCUUUAGUGAUAUAAGUUGAUCCAGGCUGACAAGAUCUAAAUGCUCAGAUGCAUUGCACCAUGCUGACGGAGGAAAUGUACCGUCUUCUGCAUAAACAACUCUGAUCAUCCAGCAACGGUAAUGAUUCAUUACCACGAGAUGCC